Molecule: messenger RNA, 3088 nt
Organism: Lepus europaeus (European hare)
Lineage: Eukaryota; Metazoa; Chordata; Mammalia; Lagomorpha; Leporidae
Gene: ZMYM5
Product: zinc finger MYM-type containing 5
Exons: 8
Coding region: 198-2198 (666 amino acids)
Molecular function (GO): zinc ion binding
Source: RefSeq, a predicted model, not a curated record
CGUUUUUCAUCUCUUGCUCUGGAACCACGAAUCUCCUUCAGACCAACCUGGUGAAACCUUGGCAGAAAUCAGAACGAAAACAUCUCCGUUUUUUCUGCUGAUGCAUACCCUAGGAAGGUGACAGUAAUGGUUCAGGUAAUUAAGUUCCUGGCGCCUACCUGCAGCCACAGCUGGGGACUAUUGUGGACAUUUGGUGUAUGAACCAGCAGGUUUUCUUUGGCAUGGAUAAAUCCUUGGUGGGAGGAUUAAAAUUGACUGAACAGACUCUUGCUUUAUUAGGGAAUACAGCCAUGGCAUCUAGUCUCCUGGACACAGGAAAUGUAUUUGGUGACCGAGCUAAUCCUUUAAUUAGUAGAUGCUCAUCAGUGGAAGAUAAUGAUGAUGAUGUUGUAUUUGUUGAAUCUAUACAACCUCCUUCAGUUUCUGCUUCAGUAGUAGCUGACAAAAGAACCGUUACAUUUACAUCAUCAAAAAAUGAAAAGCCACAAGGAAAUUAUUCUCUAAUUCUUCCCUCCUCAAGAGAUUUGGCCUCUCAAAAGGGAAAUACAUGUGAGACAAUUGUUAUUGAUGAUGAAGAGGACAUACUAGAAACACCUGGAGGGGAGGAGAAAAGGUCUUCCAAUUUUAUUGAAUGGGGACUUCUUGGAACUAAAAACAAAGAUUUGAAUUUCUCCACUUCCAGACUUUCAAGAAGUAAGACCAAGACUGGAGUAGGACCUUUUAAUCCUGGUAGAAUGAAUGUGGCAGGAGGUGUAUUUCAGAGUGGAGGAUUUGCAACUCAUCAUAACCCUGAUUCUUGGAUCUCCCAGUCAGCUUCAUUUCCCCGUAAUCAGAAACAGCCAGGGGUGGAUUCUUUAUCACCAGUGGCCUUACUUCCUAAACAGAAUUUCCAGCUGUCAGCCCAACAACAACUUAAUAAACCAACUAAAAUUACUUGUGCAAACUGCAAAAAUGCUUUACAGAAGGGACAGACAGCUUAUCAACGAAAAGGAUCAGCUCACCUCUUUUGUUCUACCACCUGCCUUUCAUCCUUCCCUCAUAAAUGUACUCAAAAGAUACGAAACAUAUUAUAUAAAAAAGAUGAACCUCCCAAGAAGGCUGCUGCUGUUCCCAUAGUAGAGUCAAGCAAAUGCUUCCAAGAAUUUUGUAGUCCAUCUUAUUUGUCUCCCCCUGAAGACAACAAGGAUCUUAGAAAAGGAAUUUUUAAUAAGUCAAGAUGUACAAUCUGCUGUAAAUUAACAGAGAUUCGCCAUGAAGUCAGCGUUAAUAAUGUAACACAUAAACUAUGCAGUAACCAUUGCUUUAAAAAGUACAGAUUGGCUAAUGGUUUAAUAAUGAACUGCUGUGAGCAGUGUGGAGUGUAUAUGCCUGAUAAAACCACAGGAAUCAGCAUCCAGACUAUUGGAGGUCAGCAGCAAAGAUUUUGCUGCCAAAGUUGUUUUAAUGAAUACCAACAGGAUAUGAAACCAUUAUCAGCAUCAGAAAACAGGAAAAGGAAUGCUGUUAGAGAAAAAAAUGAAGGAAAUUCAUAUGGAUCUUCAAAUACACUUUUGGAGAAAAUAGAGGGAAUACCAGAAAAAAAGGAAAAGACUUCAGAGCCACCGCUUUCAGCUGAGUGUAGCACAGGUAUAUUACUGAUCACACAGAAUGUGAAUUCAUCUUCUAUAUCAACCAAAACUGAUAAAUUUCAAGAGCAACUGGAAGAGAAAAAAUCAGAAAAUUCAGUUACACCAGUUUUGCUUUCUGCAGACCCAGGUACAUGGCCUAGAGCUCUGAGUGUUAAACAGCGAGACACUCUUGUUGAAAAUGAUCCACCUCAAGUAAGAAAUUUUAACUUUCCAAAAGACAAUACAGGGAGGAAGUUUUCAGAAACUUAUUAUACACGAAUUCUUCCAAAUGGUGAAAAAACCACCAGAUCCUGGCUACUUUAUUCAACCUCAAAAGAUUCUGUAUUUUGUCUAUAUUGCAAACUCCUUGGGGAAGGAAAAAAUCAACUGAAAAAUGAAAAUGGAUGCAAGGAUUGGCAGCAUUUAUCACAUAUUCUUAGUAAACAUGAAGAAAGUGAAAUGCACAUCAACAAUAGUCUUAAGUAUUCAAAAUUAAAAUCUGAUUUGAAAAGAAAUAAAACUGUUGAAGCUAAAGAAUACCAAUUAUGUGGAGAUGAAACAAAGGGUGGUGUGCUGCUGUUGUAUACAUAACAUAAUUGAUUUGGUUUUUGAUGUGACAAACAGGGUCUGACAUUCGGAAAAGAUCUUUGUGGCGGCAGAUAAUAAAUGUUGUGAGGCUUCUAUACAGAAUAACUUGCAAUAGUUCAUUAACAAAUAUAUAAAAACAAGUAAUUAGUAAAUAAUGUUCCAAAUCUAAAAUUAACUGGACUUGGUCAUUACCGCAUAUUUAACAAAGGGAACUUAAAAUAUUCUAUAUCACUUCUCACCUUUUUAUUUAAAAAAAAAGAAAAUGUUUAUUUUCAUCUACUUGAUAGGCAGAGACAGAAAGAGAGUGAUCUUCCAGGUGCUUGUUCACUCCCCCAGUGCCUGCAAUAGCCAGGGCUUGGCCAGGCUGAAGCUAGGAGCCUGGAUCUCCAUCUAGGUGUCCCAUGAGGGUGACAGGAGCCCAAGUACCCUUUGCUGCCUCCCAGGAUGCAUUAGCAGGGAGCUGGAUUGGAAGCAGAGGUGCUGGGACCUUAAUCCAGCACUCUGUUAUAGGAUAUAGGCAUCCAAGCAGCAUCUUAACCCACUGUGCCACAGUGUCUGCCCCGCACUUUUGAAAAAUUAGCAUUUAAAAACUGCCACUUGGCAGGCUUGAUUAAUACUCUUUCUGAUUACUUUGAAAGAAAGAAAGUCCGUCCCGAAUAAGAUACUUAAGUAAACAAGCAUUUUCAACAUUGUCACUAAAAUGAAAGCAGUUUAAGAACAGAAAUGGGAUCCAAAUAUACAGAUUUUUGCUGUGAAACCAAAUACUUGAGAUUUAUUCUUUUGUGCAAAAGAGCAUCAUUUGUUAAUACUAACUAAGGUAGUUAAUUUGCCUUUCUUGCUUUUAUAUUUUUGUUUUAAUUUAUAAAGGUUUUAGCUUUUAUUAUAUGAGAACU